CUGGCUGAUUGUCCUCUGCCCGCAGCCCUCCGCAGCUUCCCAACUGUUUGCAGCCCUCCCCUCCCCUGCUGCAGACCCCACCCGCCCCCUUCAGGCAGACGACAGACAGACGGACAGCCCCAGCCCCGUUGUCGAUGGUGACAACGCGACAGAUGGAGUACCGGCGGGCGACGGACGUGACUGUCGGUGGUGUGCAGCUGGACCUGAAGAAGAUUCAGCGGAGUGUGUCGUGCUGGGCCCUUGACCGCAAGUUCUGGAUGAGGCACCAGAAGGAGGUCAAGGCGUGGGCGGCUUUCGUUGUCGUCCUGCUCGUCUGCUACAAAUACUUCUCAGAUGGAGGUAGGCACCGGGGUGUGCCGGGCGUGGGUGGGGCGGGUGGUCAGGACACACACGUGGGGUGGGGUGGGGUGAGGUUGGAGGGCACACUUGCGGCUCGUCCUCCGUGUUGGUUUGCUGGAUGGCUGGGUGCAGGGUUCAGUGCGAUUCUGACGCUGUCGUCGGCAUUUCAGUGUUUCGCGUUUGUGCUCCUGGUGGUCAAGAUUGUGACACAGGGCAACUGUGCGGGCAUCAGCACACACUCCCUCGUCAUGAACGGGGUGGCGCUACUCUCACGGCUGUGCUCCACACUCUUCUUCAACGGCUACCUGCCCGUCGACAAGUGCUCACACACACACACACACCCCACACGCGGACGCGGCAACGCACGUGUCCAAUGUCUGUUUCGCUGGUUCAGGUCCGGCGACUGGGUGUACCAGGCGGCUGACGUUUUGUCCCUGGUACUGACGGUCCUCAUCCACAUCCUCAUGAGGACUCGGUACAGGAGCACCUACCAGGCGCAGCACGACAAGUUCCCCUUCAUCCUCCCCACACUCAUCGCCGCGGGCCUGGCCUUCCUCGUACACCCCCGCCUCAACAACUGGCUCCCCGCCGACUUCGCAUGGACAUUCGGCCUCUACGUCGAGUCACUCGCCAUGCUGCCACAACUCUUUAUGAUGGUACAAGCGGAUGGAUGGAUAGAUGGAUGGAUGGAUGGUCCCCCACACACGCAGACGCAGACAGAUCGGCCACAUUGCUUCUGUGUGUCGGGUGGGGUGGGGUGUCCAUCAGAGUAAGGCUGGUGGCGAGGUGGAGGCUCUGAACAGCCACUUUGUGGCGUCCGUUGCGGCGAGUCGGUUCCUGGCCUUCCUGUUCUGGGUGCACUCGUACACAGAACUGGGGCCCAGGAGGGGCAAGGGAUUCAACUAUGCCGGUAGGGAUCCGUGCCAGCUUGAUGAUCGAUGGCUACACGGCAUCAGGUGUUGUGUGUGUUGGCCUUAUAGGUUGGGGUGUAUUGGUGGCGUUUGGGACCCAGCUGCUCGCUCUGGCGGACUUUCUGUACCACUACAUCAACUCCAUCCGGCUGGGCAGGGCGCUCAUCAUUCCGGAGAUGGGCGUCUGAGUGAGCUAGACGACGCUGUGCAUGGUGUCCAUGGUGUUAUCGUAUCGUAUCGUAUUGCAUGGUAUUGUUGGUUCGGGGCCUGUCUGCCAUAUGCCAUAAUAUGCACACACAUGCGAUGGGUGUACAUGUUUGUAUGUAUUGGCUGCUCCGGUGUUGCUCUCUCUAUCUCUUUCUCCUUCCUCUCUCUCUCCUGUCUCUCUCCUCUCUCUUUCUCUCCCACCCUCCCUCUCUCUGUGUCUGCACUGCCAUGAAAUGAUUUAAACCGCCUGCCUGCCUGCCUCGGGUGCCUCCGUGUGUCUAUGAAACUCUUUGCUCUCCCUCCCUUCCUCUGGCUGCUGGUUGCUGCUGCUGGUGAGCUAGUCACAUAGACCUACGGCACCGUAGCGAGGGUAGGCACAGACUCUUUUGGCCUUCCUAGGAUGGAUGGAUCGAGAGAAAAGGCAAGGCGGCAGGGGUUGACUUGACGAUUGACGAGAACGAUCGAUAUUUAUCGGGGUGUGUGUCUGUGUGUGUGUGCGUGUGUAUGUGUGUGUGUAUACGUUAGGUGGAGCUGUCUGGUUUUGUGUGAUGCAAUGUGUGAGAGGUGGGUGUGUGGUGUGGAGCGUGGUGUGCAGUGUGGAGUGUGUAAUUGCGUGUCUGCAUGUCUCUCGCGGUGUACAGCCAGCUCAGCUGUACAGUGACAAUCGACGUCGGCCGAUCGAUCCACAUCGAUAUUCCCCGUGUACAAAUGUGGGUGGGUGUUGUACAUGUGUACUGUAUAUACAUAUAACACACAACAUACAGACGCCUGUCCUUCUGCCUCCCUACCUGACCUGCCUAUGCGCCUGCCUAUACCCGCCUGCCUGCCUGCGUACGCUCUCGCCUUUCUGUCUGUUCUGUUUGUGACCGAGAGCUCGCCUGUCUGCCUGCCCGCCUGCCUGUCUGUCUGUCUGUCUCUGCGUACCUGCAUGGCCGUACACACAUACAGGUACACACACACACAAGUACGCUUCAUUCAUACCAUUGGACAGGACAGCAUACACAGGGAUGGGUUCUGCGUGUGUGAUGGAUUGUUGCUCCGAUGGAGGAAGGGAGGGUGGAGUGAGUGAGAGGCAGCCAGCGGAGCGGAGCGGGGCAAGACACACACGCAUCGAUCAUAUCGAUGUGAAGGGCAUCGUGUGCGCGCGUGUGUAUGUCGAUGUCUCUGCUGGCUUCCAACUCUCUCCGAUCCCCAGCAGAUCGAUAAUCGAUGUAGGAUGAUGCUUACGGUAGCCGGAUGCUGCAAUAAAUCGCGGCUGAGUGGCCGACUGACUGACUGACUGUCUGUCUGCAUGGAAGAGAGAGGACGGUGAACGAGAGAGCGAGAGAGGUAUGAUCGACCAGAGAGAGAGGAAGUGUUUUUUUGCGGCAUGGUAGUGCUGCCUGUGCCUUUGCCUGCCUGAUUCAUGGUUUGAUGGUGAGAUUGAUGGACUGACUGACUGACUGAUGUGCAGGAGUCCAUGGGUCUGUCUGUCUGUCUCUGCGUGUCUCCUGUACGUGAGUGUGAGUGUGUGUGUCUGUGACCAUGAUGGUGUCGGAUUAUGCCAACAGGCACCUUCGUGUGUUAGUCUUCCUGACUCAAAGGUGAUCCGCCAUCCCCAAAAGGAGCCUCGCCCAC
Molecule: messenger RNA, 3074 nt
Organism: Vitrella brassicaformis
Lineage: Eukaryota; Vitrellaceae
Source: the annotation of a GenBank genome assembly